CAAACCCACUGUUUAUGACUACAAAUAUUUCGUACACGCACCCACGCUCCCACGCGACGCGCGCUCCUCCACGUGCACUCUCGCACAGCGGGCAUCAAAGCCUUUACGUCAAGCCAGACAGGAAGAAGAAAGCAAAUCUGAAGGCACGACAGCCGGGUCCACUCGCCCCACCGAAACAAGUGGCUUUAGUAUUGCCUGCGAGCCUGAAGCAACACUGAAGCGCUGCCCUUUAUCACCAUUUAGGAUUUAUUAACUCCAUCCCGCUGGUUUAUCCUCUGCCAGGUCAUUCACGGAUCUCUUACUAAGUGGAUCGCCGCAUGAUUAAACGGUAUUUCUGUCGCAGAUGCAUACCUGUGCCUCUCGCCCAUGGACGCGCUAUUCUGAUUCACACGGAUUUCGUGGUGAGCACUGGGAAUGAGCUGAUCUUAUGGCAGACAUCAGCCCUCCUUCUACCAUCGCCCAUCUGAUCCACUGUGAGAGACAAUAAUUCGACGAGAGGAAGUGAGAUGAAAAGCCAACAACGACCAACACUGCUCGCCUUAGUGGCUCUCCUGCUCUGCACACUACACCAGACAGCUGUGUCCAGCAGAGCUCAUGGCAGCAGCUCAGCAUCAUCUACAUCAUUAUCAACAACAACAUCCCCAUCAGAGGUGAGAGGCAGGAAUAAUGUGGGGACGCCCCAAGACCGGCUAAAACAGAAUAACUAUGGCAAUCACAGCCACAAAAACAGGCCGUCACCAAAGCUUAAAGAGGUCUGGCAGGGCACCAAGCUGGAUUCCAGAGGAAGGAGCAUCACCUCUGUGUGCUUACCGAGUGAUCGAGGGAGGCAUUGGGGGGCAACUGUGUUUUCGGCACACACUGUUUGGGUACAAGUGUCGUAAGGGAGACUGCAGGACAGCAGUGUCUUUGGGGAAUCUAGUGGCAAAUAUUCUCAUCAAUGGCAGUGUACUGUUACAGUGGACCCAUGAAGGAGAAUCCACAAUGACUGGCCAAAAUAUGAAGACAAAAGACACUGCAGCCGGUCAGAAGAAUGGUGAUGAUCCUGGGAUGGCUAUAAGAAGAGAAGAAACUCUACAGUCAAACACUGUUCUCAGUGGCCGUCGCCACAGACGUGGAGGCUAUGAGUUAAGCUGCUGGUGGAAUGGAAGCUAUACUCAGUUUGAGUGUGCCAGUGUCCAUCUGGGAUCAGGCUGCCGGGACUACCUCCUGACUGAGCUGCAUGAGAACAUCCCCUACCGGCUCUGCCUGCGUCCCCUGGCCCUCUACGAUCCGUCUCGAAGGGCAGAACAACGGGACUGCAUAGAGUUCACCCUGCCUCAGUCUGGGAUGCAGGACAUUGUGAUUGCCAUGACAACAGUUGGGGGAGCUAUUUGUGUGAUGCUGGUCAUCAUCUGCUUGCUGGUGGCAUAUAUCACAGAGAACAUCAUGAGGCCCACGACGCCGCGCACGUACUCCUACUGCACUCACUCACGCCACUGAUGCGCUGCUAAAUAAAUACAUUAUGGGCUACAUUUAAAAUCUAUGACCACAUCUAAUCUCAAUUAUAAUCAUUCAUUGUCUAAAAUGAUUCUUUUCAAUCAGCCACAUAAGGAUAUACACAUCCUGUUAUGACUGAAUUGAAGCACAAUCUACUGUGGCUCUGUAGAUAACAUGUCUUGUUAACCUCUAGGAGGAUGCACUGAACCAAAAGUACUAAUAACCUACAUUUAUUAAUUACAGUAGUUUGUUGUUUUUGUUCAAGGUUGUCUGUGAUUGAGUCUGUAAGUCUGUCUGCUGCUGGCAGGAUUUAUACAGCAAUACUAUUAAUGAGUACAUCAGAAACAGGUUUUGGUAAAUGUGCAGCCUGUGAAAGUGUCCAGACUGGUCCAGACUUAUCCUUGCUGGAUCACAGGAAAAUAAAAGUACUGAACUGCAUUUUUCUACAUAACUAAAUCAUCCCACUGUCUAGUUUUGCUUUUAGGUCUGCAACUUGUGAAGGGCAAUACAAUCUGGUGUACAAUCUCCAAUUACUGUGCCAGACAUCUUAAGUUAGACUGCCUUUAUGUCCUGCUCCCAGUGAAUAAAGUACCAUGAGGUUA
Molecule: messenger RNA, 2078 nt
Organism: Monopterus albus (swamp eel)
Lineage: Eukaryota; Metazoa; Chordata; Actinopteri; Synbranchiformes; Synbranchidae
Gene: fndc10
Product: fibronectin type III domain containing 10
Exons: 2
Coding region: 706-1479 (257 amino acids)
Source: RefSeq, a predicted model, not a curated record